Messenger RNA from Sceloporus undulatus (fence lizard), 1806 nucleotides. Its product is annotated as C3 and PZP-like alpha-2-macroglobulin domain-containing protein 8. Gene Ontology annotation, molecular function: protein binding. The transcript is spliced from 9 exons. Gene Ontology annotation, cellular component: extracellular region. The coding region runs from base 12 to 863 and encodes 283 amino acids. Lineage: Eukaryota; Metazoa; Chordata; Lepidosauria; Squamata; Phrynosomatidae. The record is from RefSeq and is a predicted model, not a curated record.
UGGAGACGUGCAUGAGGUGGCUCCACUCUGGUUCCUCCAACAUGGCUGUCCUGGAAGUGCCUCUCUUUUCAGGUUUUCAACCAGACAUCGAGAGCCUGGAGCAGCUUCUCAUGAACAAACAAACUGGCCUGAAGCGCUACGAGGUGGAUGGCAGGAAGGUCCUCUUCUAUUUCGAUGAGAUUCCAAGCCAGUGUAUGACCUGUGUCAAGUUUGUGGCUUUCCGGGAGUACAUCAUGGGGAAAACUGCCCCCCUCCCCAUCCGGGUGUAUGACUACUAUGAGCCAGCAUUUGAAGCCACACGCUUCUACAAUGUGAGUGAGAGCAGCCCUUUGGCCCGUGAGCUCUGCGACGGCCCAACAUGCAAUGAGGUGGAGAGCGCUGCCAGCCACUGGGUUGGUUUUGUCCAGGCCGGGCAUUGCAACAGUGUCUUUGGCUGCCUGGCGGAUGGCUACUUUGAGCAGUGUCUGUGUGCCCGGGACUGUGGGUACGAUGGGGAGCCGGUCUGUGGUUCGGACGGACGGCCCUACCAGAACCACUGCCAGAUGGAAGUAGCUGCCUGCAGGAACAGUACCCAGAUUGAGCAGGUUCCCAUGAGCCAGUGUGGGGCAGGCACUGCCAAAAUCACUCCGGAAGAGAGAGAGAUUCCCCUCCAGAGCCACAUGCUGCCUGACAGGGACCAACAGACACCAACAGAGGAAGGCCCGACCCACCCACUUGACUUCUCCUACUACUCCUACGAGUAUGAUUCGGACCCCUACGUCUCCGAGGGAGAUGCUUUCGAACUCACGACGACUAGUGGAGGAAGCACCAUGGCACCAGAGAGCAGCCAAAUUCAACGAGUGGCAGUGGCUGCUGGAGAGUGAGGGCCCUGCCUUUUCCUGCGUCUUCCUCACAGAGUCCUCCGCCCAUUCUUAAGAGAGGGAGGCAGCCCUGCGCCAGACGUCCCAUUCACCUUUGGCCUGAUGGGUCUCGCUACUGAACGGAAACCAACUGAACACCGAUUCCCCUGGAGCCCCCUUUCUUUGAGGACUUCUGGCCCCCUGCCUUCCUUCUGGGUGCUUUCUCCUUUGUCCCCUGCAUACAUACCCCACUGCCAUCUCUUGUUGAGGGUUGGGAGCAGCCCUGUGGCAAAGCGGUGUCUUGACCUUAUGCCCCUCUGCCAUCCAUUACUAGUGGUGGGUUCUAGACUGGAAGAGGGAAGGAGGAGACGGUAACUAGGAACCCUCUUUGCGAUGGGGGUGCCCCCCCUCUCCAACAUAUGGCUGCCCUUCUUUUGGGGGAAUGUUAUUACCACACUUAAGAGCACCAGGUUCUCCCUCCAUCCUUCUCUGGUGCCAGUGGACUGCUUUCUCUGCGGAGGGUGUUGCAGAGGCAGGGAAGCUCUUUCAAGACGUUCAGCUGCCCCCGUCCCUGAAAUGGUUUACCCCACUCCUCUCUCAGGGCUGUUAGACCAGCCUCAGUGAAGAGCUCGGAAAAGCAGAGCUCUGUUCCUAUUUAUUUUAAAGCAGCCCUUUCAUACCUUCCUGGGGAGUCUUAGUGGGCCCAGACGAGUCUCAGAAGACCCCCUACUCACCAUUUCUUCUCCAUGAUGGGGCCUUCCGGGUGGCUACUAGUAGUUGUUCCAGCUUCUCUCCACGAGCCAUCUGUCUUUCCCUCUCUCUGCUGGUGCAAAUGCAAAUGCACACCCCUUAUGCUUCAUGGACAGAGGAGGUAACCAUGCAACAUGUCUUGCGUGCGCUUGUUUGCUUUGGCCCCUCCAUACAGAGCAACCUCUUUUUCUCAGCUGGCUCACAAGGCAGGACUGUG